GACACAUAACUUCACUCUCUGUGGAAGAUAAAAUGUACCUCGUUUUAAUUCUGUAAAUUCGUUUUAGAAAUCUACACGUCUUAAUUUGUUUGAAAGAUCAUGUGGACGUUUAUUUAGGACGGUUGAUUUUUAAUUUGUUGCCGCGUGCACUUGUUAUGGGCGUUGUUGUUUUCCGCACUUGUUUGACUUCAGCUGAGAAUAACAAGUGUGUUUUUUCCCUCUCAAUACACAACUUACUCGCUUUAUUUUGGCAGCAGAAGUGGAAGUGUUAGAAGAAAGGUGUGUUGAUUGAUUCUGCCGGUGGUCUUUCAGACAUGGACCCGAUGGAUGGAGGAAUGCGUUACACUCCCGGUUCUUCGGACAAGGACUGGGACCAAGCUGUCACAUUCUUGCCAGCAUCAGAUAAUAAAAAGCUGGAGAAGAAAAGCGGCCCUGGGAAAGUUGGGGUCAUUGUUGGUCUGGUGAUCUUGGCAGCUGUUUUGGCUUUGAUCAUAGGGCUUCUGGUCUGGCAUUUCCAUUUCCGGAAGGAUUUGAAGUUACAGAAGAUUUACACCGGCUCGCUUAGGAUAACAAAUCAAAAUUUUGUGGACGCGUAUGAAAACCGAGACAGUGAAGAGUUUAAAAGCUUGGCAAAACAAGUCAUGUUUCAGCUGAAAUCAAUGUACUCAGAAUCUCCACUACUGUCGAAAUAUUACAUUGGUUCCAAAGUUGAAGCCUUCAGUGAGGGCAGUGUAAUAGCUUACUAUGUGUCAGAGUUUGCUGUUCCAGUGGGACAGGAAGCAGCGGUGGAUCAGGGUGUGAGCAAAUUAAAUGACAUGUAUGGCUCCAGUAAAAUUCGCAAAUUUGUGGAAAAACCAGGUGCCCUUGUCUUCGAUCACGUUGUGUCUUCAGCUCUGGACACACGUUUGUUCUCAAAAGCCAGGACAAAUUUGAGAUUCUCCCAGCACACCAGAGGUUCUGAGGAUGAGAUCAUUAGAUCACCGGGUUUCCCUGACAAACCAUAUGAUCCAAACUCCUUUGUGCAAUGGCAGCUUCGGGGAGACCCAGGCUAUGUGCUAAAGUUGGCUUUUGACACCUUCAACCUGGAACAAAACUGUUCGAAUGACUUUGUGAGAGUGUAUGACUCAUUGGUCGCCAUGGACAAAUUCCUUAUGGCAGAGAAGUGUGGCUACUAUUCUCCCACUGAUUCUCCAACCUUCAUUUCUUCUCGGAAUGUUAUGCUGGUCACCUUGGUAACCAACGAAGCAGGGAAUUAUCCUGGUUUCAGAGCCCGUAUCACUCAGAUCAGGCCAGAUAGCAAGGAACUCGCAUGCGGUGGUAGAUUGACUGGAUCCUCUGGAAGUUUCCAAUCACCAAACUUUCCUAAUUAUUACUCCCCCAACACAACAUGUCAGUGGGAAAUCGAGGUUCCUGUUGGUAAAUUCGUCAAGCUGAAGUUCCCCAAGUUUCUGGUUUCAUCGGGGAGUUCGAAUUUUUGCCCAGGAGAUUAUGUGGAGAUUGUUGGUAAGAGCAAAUUGUGUGGGCAGCAGCCAGCUAAUACUAUGGUCACCGUCAACAGUAACAAGAUGACUGUUGUGUUCUACUCGAAUUCAUCACAUGUUGAUCGAGGUUUUAGCGCCACUUAUGAUGCCUUUGAGCCUACUGACCCCUGCCCGGAGUUGUUCCAGUGCGACAAUAAACGCUGUGUAAAUCCAACCAUGCGCUGCGACGGCUGGAAUGAUUGUGGUGACAGCAGCGAUGAGAGGAACUGCCAGUGUGACUCCACCAUGAUCCAGUGCAGAAACGGGUUCUGUAAGCCCCUGUUCUGGCAGUGUGAUGGUGUAAAUGACUGUGGAGAUGAUACAGAUGAGAUGAAUUGUGGAUGUAAGGUUGGAGAAUUUAAGUGCAGUAACGUUCAGUGUGUCUCAGAGAAGCUGAAGUGUGACGGGAAUCGUGACUGUAAAGAUGGCUCAGAUGAAGAAGGAUGUUCAAGAGAAAUGUCCUGUACAGUCUCAACGUUUACGUGCAGGAACAAGAGAUGCAUCACCAAACAGAACCCUCAGUGUGAUGGGCAAGAUGACUGUGGCGACGGCUCCGAUGAAUCCAACUGCAACUGUGGCAAGAAAGCUUACAAGUCGUCUCGUGUUGUGGGUGGGCAGGACGCGAUUGUGGGCGAGUUUCCAUGGCAGGUCAGCCUCCACGUUAAAAACGCGGCUCAUGUUUGCGGUGCAUCAAUCAUCAGUGAACGCUGGCUUGUGACGGCUGCCCACUGCGUACAGGACGACAAAAUCAAGUUUUCUCAGCCGGGCACAUGGGAAGCAUACUUGGGUCUUCACACACAAAAAGAGAAACAGACAGCAACAAAGAGAUUCCUAAAACAAAUCAUUCCUAACCCGUACUACAACUCCUACACCUAUGACAACGACAUCGCUCUGAUGGAGCUGGACUCACCCGUGACCUUCAGUGACACCAUUCGACCCAUUUGCUUGCCCUCUGCCACGGACGUCUACACCGCCGGCGACGUUGUCACUAUCACUGGCUGGGGUGCCACUAGAGAAGGGGGUGCUGGAGCGACUGUGCUGCAGAAAGCGCAGGUUCGCAUCAUCAAUGAUACGGUGUGUAAUCAACUAAUGACGGGUCAGAUCACUUCUCGCAUGAUAUGUGCUGGCGUUCUGUCAGGAGGAGUGGAUGCUUGCCAGGGUGACUCUGGCGGUCCUCUGGCCUAUUCAUCGAAUGACCGUAUGUACCUGGCGGGAGUGGUGAGCUGGGGUGACGGCUGUGCCCGCAGAAACAAGCCAGGCAUCUACACAAACGUCCCAAAAUUCAGGGGCUGGAUCAAGGAGAAGACUGGAGUAUAACUUGCUUGGAGAUUAUGAUAAACUGUGAGAAAUUUUAUGAACUGUUUUGGAUUCUCAGGCCACAAAUAUUUUAAUAACAUACAUGGGAUAACGCAAGCAUUUUUAUGUGGUGCCUGGGUGAAUGGAGAGAUGGACAUGUUGACCUGUUUUUGCCUUUGUCUAAAUUGUUUUAUAUAUUUGUAUAUUUUAUGAGGAGAGCGGUAUGGGGGUUUUAUUCUGUCUUAAGAUAUGUAAAUAAAUGUCUUAUUUUCUUCUUUUAAAGGUUUUGUGGUUUUUAGCAACUACAUUCUUGAAGUGAAGCUUUUAUUUGUUUGAUUGUGAAUGAUUUUGUUUUGUUUGGUUCUGUACCUUCAGUUUUCUUUGUUUCGGGGAGUGUGUAUUUCUGGAGUCACACUCACAUACUUAAAUGUGAAUAUCUUCAUGCUUUUAUGACUUUUAUGCAAAAUGUAUGUAAUGUGACAAAGUUUGAGUUACACAUGGAAACACUUGAAAAGAAGUUUUUCAGAGUCUGACAUGCUUUAAAUUUGAUUCAGGGAUUACAUUUAAUUACAUUGUUGCAACAUUUUAUAAAUAAAAUGUGUAUUCUGGUUAA
Molecule: messenger RNA, 3429 nt
Organism: Ctenopharyngodon idella (grass carp)
Lineage: Eukaryota; Metazoa; Chordata; Actinopteri; Cypriniformes; Xenocyprididae
Gene: st14a
Product: ST14 transmembrane serine protease matriptase a
Biological process (GO): proteolysis; acrosome reaction
Molecular function (GO): serine-type endopeptidase activity; protein binding
Source: RefSeq, a predicted model, not a curated record